This is a messenger RNA of Platichthys flesus (European flounder), 1536 nucleotides long. RefSeq names its product serpin peptidase inhibitor, clade F (alpha-2 antiplasmin, pigment epithelium derived factor), member 2a (gene serpinf2a). NCBI's taxonomy places the organism in Eukaryota, Metazoa, Chordata, Actinopteri, Pleuronectiformes, Pleuronectidae. The record is from RefSeq and is a predicted model, not a curated record. Gene Ontology annotation, biological process: negative regulation of endopeptidase activity. The transcript is spliced from 8 exons. Gene Ontology annotation, molecular function: serine-type endopeptidase inhibitor activity.
CACACUACAUGCUCUCGACCCAUCUGUGUGAACACAGCAGUACACAACACACACAGUGAACACACACAGCAGUGGGCUGACAUGCACCUAAUGUUUUUCAGGUUGUUUGGAAAUGAAGCUGUGUCUUCUUCUUCUCUUCUUCUGUCUGUGCUGCCGUGGACUGACAGACGAUCCCAGUCCAGCAGCUCCAGAUGGUUCCGGUCCUGUAGAUGAAGAGGAGACGGAUCACAGCUGUGACGGAAAUCAGGAGUUCAGCCCGGAGCAACAGAGGGCUCUAGGUGGCGCUAUAGAGCCACUGGGUUUACGGCUUCUGGAAAAUCUUGGUCCACAGCAGCCAAACGUCCUCCAGUCCCCUCUCAGUCUGGCCUUGGUCCUCGGUUAGCUCAGCCUGGGUUCUCGUAACGAGACAGAGAAGCUGCUGCUGAAGAACCUCAAUGCCAACGCUCUACCCUGUUACCAUCAUGUCCUGGGAAGCCUUGUACCUGGUCUCAGCCACACAUCCCUGGAUGUGGCCUCACGCAUGUACCUGAGACCAGGGUUUGAGGUGAAGCUGCCGUUUGUGCAGGACUCUCUGGCCCGGUACCAAUCACGGCCUGUUCCUCUGGUCUCUGUAGACGAGGUCAACCAAUGGGUGGAGAACGCCACCGAUGGUCACAUGCCCGACUUCCUGGAGAGUAUUCAACAUGACGUGGUGCUCAUGCUGAUAACUGCUGUUUACUUUAAAGGUGAAUGGCAGACUCGAUUUGACCCCCAAGUGACCUCAAAGGCAGUCUUCAAUCUGGAUGGCCAGAACUCGGUGUCAGUGGACAUGAUGAGGUCUGCUCAGUAUCCUCUCCGCCUCCUCGAUGAUCCAGAGCUGGAAGCACAAGUUGCCAGUUUCCCCUUCAAGGGAAAUACCAGCUUCUUUAUCGUCCUGCCUUAGCCAGGGAGGAAGAACGUGUCAUCAGUGCUUCCCAGACUGAACAUCUCGGACCUCUAUAGACGUCUCCCUCAGGAGAAAACCAUGCAGGUCAACUUACCAAAGGUGAAGCUGCAUUACCACCAUGAGCUCCAGGAGGCACUGACCAAAAUGGGCCUCGGUUCUCUGUUUUCAGGGCCCAACCUCUCGGGGAUCUCCGACCUGCCUCUGAAGGAGACGGGUGUCCUCCAAGCCAGCUCAGAAGAGCUGAGUGAAGAAGGUGCUGAGGCGUCCGCCAUCACGGCUGUGACCUCCAUGCGCUCCGUCUCCAUCUUCUCAGUCAACUCCCCCUUCCUCUUCGCCCUCGUGGAUGAUGCCUCCCUGGUCCCGCUCUUCAUGGACAUUGUCACAAACCCCGUCCCCAACAAAGACACCAUGCUCAAUGAUGAUCCCAGCCUGUGACGGACAGUGUCGGGGAAAAGGCAGCAGGAUGCAGCCAUGCAGCGCCCCCGCUGGUGACUAAGAACAACUGUGAUCAGCAAGUUUUAUAUGAAAAGGGACCACAUUGAAAGUGAAGAUGUUCCCACACGUAUGUAAUGACGACUUUAGCCUCUGGAAUCAUUUUGCUCCAAAUUAAA